This is a messenger RNA of Caenorhabditis remanei, 420 nucleotides long. RefSeq lists its product as uncharacterized. Lineage: Eukaryota; Metazoa; Nematoda; Chromadorea; Rhabditida; Rhabditidae. The record is from RefSeq and is a predicted model, not a curated record. The coding region runs from base 1 to 420 and encodes 139 amino acids. Gene Ontology annotation, biological process: DNA damage tolerance; protein K63-linked ubiquitination. The transcript is spliced from 4 exons. Gene Ontology annotation, cellular component: nucleus.
AUGGUUGACGUUCCACGCAACUUCCGUCUGUUGGAAGAGCUUGAAGAAGGACAGAAGGGCAAAGGCGAUGGAAAUAUUUCUUGGGGAUUGGAGGAUGACAGCGAUAUGACACUCACCAGAUGGACUGGUUCAAUCAUUGGCCCACCACGGACUCCAUACGAAUCACGUAUCUAUAAUCUUCAAAUCCAGUGCGGAGCCAACUAUCCACGAGAGCCACCAACUGUUCGUUUCACCACCAAAGUUCACAUGGUCGGCGUAAAUCAAAGCAACGGAGUGAUCGAGAAACGAAAUCUGGCAACUCUUCGUAACUGGAGCAACUCCUACAUGAUCAAAAAUGUGCUCGAAGACAUCCGUAAAAACAUGAUGAUGGCCAAAGAGAAUCUGAAAUUGCAACAGCCAGCUGAAGGCGCAAUGUUCUGA